Messenger RNA from Pleurotus ostreatus (oyster mushroom), 1071 nucleotides. It is a transcript of the gene CIA1, whose product is annotated as Cytosolic iron-sulfur protein assembly protein. NCBI's taxonomy places the organism in Eukaryota, Fungi, Basidiomycota, Agaricomycetes, Agaricales, Pleurotaceae. The transcript is spliced from 5 exons. The record is from RefSeq and is a predicted model, not a curated record. Gene Ontology annotation, biological process: iron-sulfur cluster assembly. Gene Ontology annotation, molecular function: protein binding. Bases 1 to 1071 code for a protein of 356 amino acids. Gene Ontology annotation, cellular component: cytosolic [4Fe-4S] assembly targeting complex.
AUGACUCGUUUCAAAAUCGCCAAGGUUGCUGAACUUCAGGGACAUGACGAGCGAGCAUGGAACAUUGCCUGGAACCCCGCAAAACCCCUGCUCGCAUCCUGCUCAGCCGAUAAAACUGUGCGAUUGUACCACUACGACCACGCCACAGAUUCGCCGGAUCUCCGGUUCACGCACAACACCACGAUCAGCACGGGGCACACCAAGACUGUACGUGCCGUAGCGUGGUCCCCCUCGGGUCUCAGCUUGGCCACCGCUUCGUUCGACGCGAAUGUGGGGAUAUGGGAGCAGGAAGGCGGCGACGAAGGUGAGGGGCCGAAUGCAGGGGAAUGGGAGUGCUCGAGUCUGCUGGAGGGGCACGAGACAGAAUGCAAGAGCGUCGCAUAUUCGAGUUCGGGCACGCUGUUGGCUAGCUGCAGCAGAGAUAAAACGGUUUGGGUGUGGGAGGUCCAACCUGAUGUGGAUUUCGAAUGCUUGGGCGUGUUGAUGGAGCAUACGCAAGAUGUCAAAUGCGUCGCAUGGCAUCCACACGAGGAGAUCCUGGCGUCUGCCUCUUACGACGAUACAAUAAGACUCUACAUCGACGAUCCCUCGGAUGAUUGGUUCUGCUUUGCGACGCUUAAAGGGCACGAGUCGACGGUUUGGUGCGUAUCGUGGUCCCCGGAUGGCCGAUACCUCGCAUCGUCCUCCGACGACAAGACGGUUCGGAUAUGGAAACGGGUCAAGGAGCACAGCUGGGAGUCGGUGCUCGUCCUUACCGGGCACGAGCGGAGUGUAUAUUCGAUUAGCUGGGGAGUGGGCAAGAGCAACGACGACGCGUCUCUUGGUUGGCUCGCGAGCGCGAGCGGAGACGGACAAGUGAUGGUCUGGGAAUUGACCAAACCUUCGGAUAGCGAUACCGCCCCGAUGUCAUCGACGCCGCCAGGACACUCGAUCAUUGCCAGACUAGAAGCUGCUCACGGCGUGUACGAUGUCAACGCGGUCGCUUGGUGCCCACGACAAGGCUACGAGAAUAUACUCGCCACCGCAGGGGACGAUUGUUCGGUCAGAGUAUGGAAAGUAAUACCGGAAUGA